GUAAUAAUAGUAAUAAUAUUAAUAAUAAUAUUGUUAUUUCACAUUAUUUGUUUCGUUUAAUAUCAGAUAUUGAUAUAUAUACGCCGCUAUCGUCUGCACAACAUAUUUUCUAACGUUUCUCGUCCGCGGUCCAUUCAUCGCCGCAGGUAUCAUCAUCACUGUCGUCCUCGCCGCCGCCGCGUUCUACUGUCUAGCGCGCCAAUGAUUGCAGCCACCAGGACAAUACAACUAUAAUAAUACAUUGUUCACCUGUGUUCACUGUUAAAAAUUUCUUCCGUACUAGUUACAUCUUUUCGGACAACGUGUACUAUCGUUUAAGCUGAGCUUUCGCGAACUGGACAUGAUCCGCGUUCGCCCGCUAUCCCGGUCAAUGUUCGGGCAAUAGAUCGUCGUGAUCGCUCGACCAAGUGUCGAUGCGCGGCUUACAAUGGCUUGCCUGAAUGUGUUGAAACAGGAGAUCAAAGUGAUCGAGUCUACGUUCCCCAAGAACCAUGACAGGUUCCAGGUGCAUACAGCCACCGUUGAUGAAGUAAUAUGCAAGUUUGUUGGCCCCACCGGGCGACAGUUUGAGAUCAUUGGUAACAUCACGGAGACAUAUCCUGGCACUCCACCCGUCUGGUUUGCUGAUACCGACGAUUGUAAAGUGACUAAUGCUAUUGAAAAGUUAGGUCAAACUUCCGGACUCAAUAAUCAUGUUAUUAACCAAGUUGGAAUAUUGGUUAGUGAAUUGUGCCGUACAUAUUGUUUAUCUGAACCGUCCGAGUUACAAAGACUGAUACAAAUGCCCUCCAGUUCUGGGGCAUCAACCUCUACCUCUUGCUCUAGUAGUAAACUUACAGAUGAAGAAGAUGAUGAUGAUGAUGAAGAAGAAGAGGUUGAAGAAUAUAUUCAGCUUGAUAUGGAAGAAUCUACCCCUGAAUCUACUAAAAAACAAGUUGAUGAUAUGGAAAUUCAACACUUGGAAACUUUGGAAAGAUUACGACAAAACCAACGUCAGGAUUACUUAAAGGGGGCUGUAACUGGGUCUGUUCAAGCUACUGAUCGUCUUAUGAAAGAGCUUAGGGAUAUAUACAGAUCUGAUAGUUUCAAAAAAGGAAUGUAUAGCGUGGAACUUGUUUGCGACAGCAUCUAUGAGUGGAAUAUAAAAUUAAUGACGGUUGAUCCAGAUUCUUCUUUGUACCAUGAUUUACAAAAGUUAAAGGAGAAAGAAGGAAAAGACUUUGUGUUAUUAAAUAUUACAUUCAAAGAGACAUAUCCCUUUGAGCCACCAUUUGUACGUGUAGUUCAUCCUAUCAUACAAGGUGGUUACGUCCUAGUUGGGGGUGCAAUAUGCAUGGAAUUGCUUACCAAACAAGGAUGGAGCUCAGCAUACACUGUUGAAGCAGUGAUUAUGCAAAUUUCUGCUACUUUGGUUAAAGGAAAAGCAAGAAUACAAUUUGGUGUUCCAAAAACAAUGAACCAGGUAUCCCAUGCAACAUAUCCAGUAGGUCAGUACUCUCUAGCCAGAGCACAGCAAUCUUUUAAAUCUCUCGUGCAAAUACAUGAAAAAAAUGGUUGGUUUACCCCUCCUAAAGAAGAUGGUUAAACAACACUCUUAUACUAUCUAAACUGUCAUUCCUUUAAAAAGAACUUAAGUACGUCUGUAAAAAAAAUACGUCAAACUUGUUUACAGUAUAAUAUUUACGUUACUUUUAUUAUUUUGUUUAAUUUCUUUGUAUAAUUGUAGAAAAUAUAAAUUUUAUACUUAUCAAAUUGGUAACCUAUUUCUAUCCAAGUUUAGAAUGAAGUGUUCUGAUUGCCAGCUGGGCUUAUUGACUCGUGACAUUUUACAGACACAAGUCAAACAUAAAUACUCAUGGGUUAUUAUGAUAUAUAUAUAUUUUAAUAUUGAUUCUUACAUUUUUUUAUGAGUUCAGAGUUCAAUUUUUUUUGUGUAUUUAUUAAAUUGUGAUUAAUUUUGAUGUUACUAAUUACGGAUUUUUUUAUGUAUCAAUAAAUGACACACAUCAAAUGUGUUUAAAGGA
Melanaphis sacchari is the source of this 2024-nucleotide messenger RNA. Its product is annotated as ubiquitin-conjugating enzyme E2 Q2. Gene Ontology annotation, molecular function: ubiquitin conjugating enzyme activity. Lineage: Eukaryota; Metazoa; Arthropoda; Insecta; Hemiptera; Aphididae. The transcript has 7 exons. Gene Ontology annotation, biological process: protein polyubiquitination. Gene Ontology annotation, cellular component: nucleus. The record is from RefSeq and is a predicted model, not a curated record. The coding region runs from base 428 to 1585 and encodes 385 amino acids.